CGAAGAACGGCGUUGUUUAACUAUUUGUUUGCGAGACGACACGGAGGGGAAUUCGUGCUCCGGGUGGAGGACACGGACACGGCGAGAUCGACGCGCGCGAGCGAGGAGAGCAUGGUGGAAGAUUUGCGUUGGCUUGGAUUGGAUUGGGACGAGGGACCCGAUAUCGGUGGUCCGUGUGGGCCGUACAGGCAGAGCGAACGGGGGGAGAUUUAUAAAGAGCUCGCGGAUAAGCUCGUGAAGAGCGGACACGUGUACAAGUGCUUCUGCACGGAUGAAGAACUCGAGGCCAUGAAGGCGAAGGCGGAGGCGGAAAAACUCCCACCCAAGUAUAUGGGUAAGUGGGCGACGGCGAGCGAGGCGGAGGUGCAAGAAAUGCUCGAUAAGGGGGUGCCGUACACGUAUCGAUUCCGCGUGCCAGAGGGCGAGCGCAUCGAAAUCGACGACUUGGUGCGAGGCAAGGUUGGCUGGGACACGGACACGCUCGGUGAUUUUGUUUUGCUGCGCUCAAACGGGAUGCCGGUGUACAACUUCUGCGUCGCCGUGGACGACGCGACGAUGGGGAUCACGCACGUCUUGCGCGCGGAGGAGCACUUGCCGAACACGCUUCGCCAGGCGCUCGUGUACAACGCGCUCGGCUUCAAGCUCCCCAAGUUUGCGCACAUGUCCCUGAUCCUCGCCCCGGACCGCUCCAAGCUCUCGAAGCGACACGGGGCGACGUCCGUGGGGCAGUUCAAGGAGGAGGGGUACCUGAGCAAGACGAUGGUCAACUACCUCUCUUUGUUGGGAUGGAACGACGGCACCGAGCAAGAAAUUUACGACGUCUCCGAACUCGAAAAGCUCUUUAGCGUCGAGCGUAUCAACAAGUCCCCGGCUGUGUUCGACAAGGUGAAGCUCAACUGGAUGAACGGUCAGCACCUUCGUGCGCUGGGUGAUGACGAGUUCGAAUCGCUCAUCGGCGAGGCGCUCGUCAAGGCGGGCACCAUCAAGGAGGGCUCCGACGCGGCGCUCAAGGUGAUCAUUCCGAUGAUCAAGGAAUCCGUCGAACUCGUUCAAGACGCCAUCCCGCAAGUCGAAGAUGUCUUCAGCUACCCGUUGAAGGAAAACAUGGGCGAUGAUGCGAUGAGAAAGGUGCUCGAAGAUGAUUUUGAACCCAUCGUCGACGCCAUCGUCAAGGCGCACGAGAGCGGCGAACUCGCCACGGCUGUCAAGGAAGGCAAGGUGAAGAACUUCAUCAACGCCACAGGUAAGGCUCUCGAACGCAAGGGUAAACGUUUGUUUAUGCCCUUCCGCAUCGCCCUCACUGGUCGCAUGCAAGGUCCAGAGGUCGGCGAUGUGCUCUCGCUCCUCGACGCCGCGGCUGGUUGCUCUGAUAAGAUGGUCAACCUGGACGAGCGCGUCGCCACGCUCAAGGCGGCUUUCCCGGCGGUUGUUGCAAAGUAA
This is a messenger RNA of Ostreococcus tauri, 1440 nucleotides long. RefSeq names its product Aminoacyl-tRNA synthetase, class I,anticodon-binding domain, subdomain 2. The transcript has a single exon. NCBI's taxonomy places the organism in Eukaryota, Viridiplantae, Chlorophyta, Mamiellophyceae, Mamiellales, Bathycoccaceae. Gene Ontology annotation, biological process: glutamyl-tRNA aminoacylation. Gene Ontology annotation, molecular function: zinc ion binding; glutamate-tRNA ligase activity; tRNA binding. The annotation marks the transcript as partial. The record is from RefSeq and is a predicted model, not a curated record.